Messenger RNA from Aphidius gifuensis, 494 nucleotides. RefSeq names its product ribonuclease P/MRP protein subunit POP5 (gene Pop5). Gene Ontology annotation, biological process: tRNA 5'-leader removal. Gene Ontology annotation, cellular component: ribonuclease P complex. Lineage: Eukaryota; Metazoa; Arthropoda; Insecta; Hymenoptera; Braconidae. The transcript is spliced from 4 exons. The record is from RefSeq and is a predicted model, not a curated record. The coding region runs from base 2 to 454 and encodes 150 amino acids. Gene Ontology annotation, molecular function: ribonuclease P RNA binding.
AAUGGUUCGAUACAAAAACAGAUAUAUAACGAUUGAAAUAAAACCAAGAACAAAUGAAAAAAAACCACUUGUUUUAAAAGCAUCAGCAUUAUAUGAUGCUGUACAAAAAAAAGUUAAAGAAAUGUUUGGUGAUUUUGGAAUUGCUGCAAUAAGAUCAGGUUUUAAUGCAAAAUAUUGUAAUAAUUAUACAAAAAUUGCAAUGAUUAGAUGUCGACAUGGACCACAUGAAUUUGUUUUAUCAUCAAUACCAAAAAUAAAUGAUGUUGGUGAACGUAAUGUUACAAUAAAUAUACUUCAUGUUGGUGCAACAAUGAAGCACUGUUUUACAUAUAUAAAAAAAUAUCAAGAAAAAAAACUUGAAUUAAUUUGGAGUGAUUUAAAAAAUGAUAAUGAAAAGAAACAAAUGAUUGAUAUCAUGAUGACAAUGACACCAUCAAUGAAAGAACUUACAUAAUUUUGCCAAAAAAAAAAAAUUGAAAAUUAAAUUCAUAAAA